AUGAAAAUAGCCGUAAAGAAUGGAGCCAAGCAGAGGAAAACUAUCUGCAAGGGAUUUAUAAUAUACUUGUAUUAAUACCUAUAAUAUAAAAUUCUGUAAGCUUCUAUUCUGUAGACCCUAAUAGUAAAUUACUAAUAGGAAAUCCUCUAGCUGUAGAAGUUCCUGAAUUCUUAGAAUAAAAAUAUUAUAACCCUACAAACUAUAACUGGUUUUAAGCUUCAUCAUAAGAAAUAGACUAAAGCUAGGGUCUCUUUAUUUUCAAUUAACCAGUAUGGUACAAUGAUAUUUUAACACCUUUGUGCUCUUAAAUAAUAAAUAAAAGUAACAAUAUAUUUUUAAUAUAAUAUUAUCAAUAUCUAAAUUUUAUAUUACCCAAUUAACUUAGGCUAAGCCUAGACGUCUAUAGCUUGUACUAAUUUAUAUCUUAAUAAAUACCUUUCAUAGAUCUAAAAUGGUUCCAAAGAUACAUAUCUUUCUAAGGUUUAUUCUUAUCUAAUUUAUCCAAACACAAGGUAAGUGAUUGCAGUAACAGGUUAUUAAGAAAAUAAUUUGGAAACAGUAGAUUCCUUCGAGUUUGGUUCAAAUUAUUUGGACUCUAACGAAUAUUAGAAUUUUUAUGAUUAGACAAGCUUUAUUACAACAAACAGCAAAUAUAUUUAUAAAAAUAAUGACUAUUGUACUUAUAAGCAAAGAGAAGAGCCAAAAACAAUAGAAUUUAUUGAUGAAAACAAUGAUGCUCAUAUUUUAGUUAUUAGCAGUAUAUUCCUGUGUGAAAAAAACUAUUAAAAUAAGUAUAAUCUAAUAAGAGUUUCGUAUAUUGGAACUGCAAUCAAUAAAAGCUUACUAAAUGACUUUGUUCUCGAAAAAACAACAAAUAUGUCAAUAAACUAAGAGAUAAGUCUGCUAAUUUCAAUAAUUCUUUUAUUUGGAACUGUGCUUUUUAUCUUUUUUAUUGGUUUCUAUAUCACUUAAUAGAUAUUGGAGCCAAUAGAAAACUUCACAAAAGGAUUGAAAAUAUUAGAUGCAGAGUCAAUUAAGAUAUUGUAUAAAAAAGUAUAAAAUUAGCAUGAAGAAAAUUUAAAAGCUGAAGUAUAUGAGCCCUUAACUGCUUAUCAUAAUCUUAUAUCGCUUAUUAGUGAAGGUAAUUAGCUAUAUUCUGAAGGAAAAACAGAAGAGGCAUUUGAACUUUUCAAAAAAAGUUAAUAAAUUUAUAAUUACCUUGGAAAUUAUGAAGGUUGCAGCAUUUGUUUACAUAACUAAGGAGUUAUUAUGAUAAAUUAAAAUAAAUUACCUGAGGGCAUGUAACUGAUUAAAUAAAGUCUAGAUCUUUGCUGGGAAGAAAGAUUCCAAUUUUAGUAAAAGUAUCUAAGCUAGGGAAUUUCUGAAGAAGAGAUACUCACAGAUGAACGCUAUUACCAUAUUUUAAUUACCAUUUGUAGAAGAACAUUUACAUUAAUUGAGGCUAAUUUAAUCUUAAUCAGAUAAUUCUAAAUGGGAAACCGACUCUAAAAAGUUAAUGCUUAAACUAUCAUCGAGCUUAUAAAUGAUAUUAUCGAUAUUCAAAAUGUAUUAUGCAAAUUUGGAAAAGUAACAAGCAUCCUAAUUUAUGCAAAAAUAUAACUAUCUUAUUUUUACUACUUACAAGAUGAUUUAGAUAAAUCCUAGUCAAUAUGCAAUUUUGCCGAAGAAGCAUAUGAUGGGUACUUCCCAAAGCUAAGCUAUAAUUUAGUCAAUAGCUUUCCUUUAUGUGUAUUACACUAAGCACUAUUGGUAUAAAAAGGAUUGAUUUAAGAAAAAUUAGGUAAUCUAUAUCAAGCAGCACAGCUCUUCACCAUUUCUAUUGAAGAAGUUGAAGAGUAUAAGCCUGAUCUUAAAUAAGAAGCUCUUCUUGGUUUACAAAGAAUUUUGUCGAAAAUUGAUUUAUAAAAUCCUUAUAUUAAUUACUUCUUGUCUGCUUUUUAAGAAUCUGUUAAAGAGGUGUACUUUUUAAUUGAUCUGAGUCUUGGCUAUUUUAAUUAGGUUAUUUAAAUGAGAGAGAGGAUAAUCAAACUUCUUUGUGAUCCAGAAGAUAGAAUAUCCUAAAUCUCGUUGUCAACUAAACUACAAAUUAAUUUUCUCAAAAUUUCUACCAGUGAUGAUUACAUUAGGUAAAGAUCAAUCGAACCAUUUGAUUUUAAUGUAUCAUAUUUUUAAGAAGGCUUAAAAAGCAUUUACUAAAAGAUUUAAUAAAGCACAGAGUAUAUAAAUUAAGUACCUAAUAAUGAUUUUGAAACAUUUUACCGUGGUAAAAGUAUAAAUUUUCUGAAGCAUCCUAAUUUAAAUAUGAAAUAAAUAAUGAUUAUUUUUACUGAUUUAUCUAAAUUCAUCCUCAAUGAAAUAAAUGAUCAAGAUUUAAAAGACCUAAGUGAAAACUUUACUAUAAUUUUAAUAGAUGUUAGUCACGACUAUGUAAAUACAGACUAAAUGUUUAACAAAAUAGUAUUGUCUGAAAAUCUUAACUACUAUCAUUACUUCAGUUUUAAUAGUAUUAAUAACACUCUUAUAGAAUAGUGGAGAUAUCUCACAUAAGAGCAAAAUACAAACUUUAAAUUCAGUAUGGAAUUUUUCUAAUGA
Molecule: messenger RNA, 2613 nt
Organism: Tetrahymena thermophila SB210
Lineage: Eukaryota; Ciliophora; Oligohymenophorea; Hymenostomatida; Tetrahymenidae
Product: transmembrane protein, putative
Exons: 4
Molecular function (GO): protein binding
Source: RefSeq, a predicted model, not a curated record